Molecule: messenger RNA, 2013 nt
Organism: Gavia stellata (red-throated loon)
Lineage: Eukaryota; Metazoa; Chordata; Aves; Gaviiformes; Gaviidae
Gene: ASB3
Product: ankyrin repeat and SOCS box containing 3
Exons: 10
Coding region: 10-1650 (546 amino acids)
Biological process (GO): intracellular signal transduction
Molecular function (GO): protein binding
Source: RefSeq, a predicted model, not a curated record
UACCCGAGGAUGGAUUUCACAGAGGCCUAUUCCGAUCGAUGCUCUGCCGUGGGGCUUGCAGCCCGGGAAGGAAACGCGAAAAUGCUGAGGAAACUAAUAAAGCAGGGAUACAGCAUCGAUGUUCCGGAUAACAGGGGGUGGGUGCCGAUCCACGAAGCUGCAGCUCACAAUUCGAGUGAAUGUCUGAGGCUGCUAGUUCGUGCGGCUCCAUCUGAUGACUACAUAAAUUCAAAGACGUUUGAAGGGAUGUGUGCGCUGCACCUUUCGGCACGCCAUGGGUCUUUAGAAAGUGUUCGUGUUCUUCUGGAGGCUGGGGCUGACCCCAAUGAAGUUACCACUGAAGCAACCACCGCACUGUUCUUAGCUGUUGAAAAUGGACAUGCAGACAUUGUAAAGAUUCUGCUCCAGCACGGAGCAAAUGUUAAAGGACCUCAUUCUUGGUCUGGAUGGAAUUCUUUGCACCAAGCUUCUUUUCAGGGACGCACUGAGAUAAUGAAAAUACUCCUGGAGGAAGGGGCAAGCAAGGAAUGUAAGGAUGACUUUGGAAUUACACCUUUGUUUGUUGCUGCUCAGUAUGGAAAGCUGGAGAGUUUAAGACUGCUUGUGUCCCAUGGUGCGGACGUAAACUGUCAAGCCAAGGACAGAGCCACUCCCUUGCUGAUUGCUGCGCAGGAGGGCCACGCCGAAUGCGUGGAACUGCUGUUAUCAAAAGGGGCAGAUCCAAAUCUCUACUGCAACGAGGAUAACUGGCAGUUACCUAUUCACGCAGCGGCUGAAAUGGGCCAUAAAAAGAUAUUAGAGUUGCUAAUACCAAUCACUGAUAGGAUUUGUGACAAAGGCAAAGGCAAAGUGAGCCCUGUGUAUUCAGCAGUAUAUGGUGGUAAUAAAGAAUGUUUGGAGAUGUUACUUAAAGAAGGCUACAGUCCAGAUGCUCAAGAGUGCCUUAACUUCGACUGCAGGUCACCCAUGUGUAUGGUCUUCCAAAAAGAUUGCAUGUUUUUUUAUUUCAUUGAUAUUUUCCUGAAAUACGGGAUCACCUUACUUGGGAUUAAUUUGGGAUAUUGCCUGUUCCAUGAGAAGUUUACUUUGUUUCAACGCUUCUUGAAGCUGGGCUGUUCACUGCCUUCUGGGGACCAAUUAUCGGAAUUCAUAAGAUACACAAUUAAAGCGCACGAGGAGUACAAGGAAUGGCUGCCUUAUCUGCUCUUGGCUGGUUUUAAUCCAGUGAAUUUAAUGCGCAGAUUCUGGAUUUUCUCUGUGAGCGAGAAUGCCCUUAAUUUCAUCCUGGAGUUCACAAACUGGAAGAGACUUCCUCCAGCUGUAGAGCAAGACCUUUCAGACUACAAAGAGAAGUUUGCUUGGACUCCCAAGAGCCAUUUUGCCUUCAUUCCUUCCCUGUCUCACCUUUGUCGUCUUGAGAUCCGGUCCAUUUUAACAAGUGAACGCCUGCGAUCAGACCAGUUUAUCCGGGAAUUGCCAUUGCCAGCUUGCCUCCAGGACUACCUUCUCUACUUAGAUGUACUGCGAAUCAAUGCUAUCCCAGAAGCGGAGGAUUAUCUGGGGCAGAGAGAGGAGGGAGCUCCCUCUACCAGUCACUCCAGCGCUGAAGAUGCAGAGAGGAGGGACGCCGGUAACGCCCGUGUUAGGUGAUGGCUCUGCCAGAGACUGAACUCUGCAGCUGCAGAUUUUGUAAUGGCAAUUAGCAGACACUGGAGAAGAACUACUGUAAAUAACUGUAGUAAUAAGUCUUUUCAUGCUGUAGUUUUACACUAUAUCUAGAAGUUUAUUAGAAGCUCUAUGAUUUACUUGUUUAAAAAGUCUGUGAACAUAUUCUGGUUUUUGAAAGGAAAUUUUUAACUCUUAUUGAGUAAAAUUAGCUUGUUCAAUGAACAUAGCUUAUAUAGUGGUCAGACACUGGUAGUAGAUGCUUUAUUCUAAGUACUGCAUAUACCAAAUUAAAUUAUCUGAAUGUCAAGGAACACAGUAUUGUAUUAUUGUUAUGAAUUUAUGUGU